Molecule: messenger RNA, 1455 nt
Organism: Centrocercus urophasianus (Greater sage-grouse)
Lineage: Eukaryota; Metazoa; Chordata; Aves; Galliformes; Phasianidae
Product: store-operated calcium entry regulator STIMATE-like
Exons: 11
Coding region: 16-1221 (401 amino acids)
Biological process (GO): chondrocyte proliferation; chondrocyte differentiation; activation of store-operated calcium channel activity
Cellular component (GO): cortical endoplasmic reticulum; nucleus; membrane
Molecular function (GO): calcium channel regulator activity
Source: RefSeq, a predicted model, not a curated record
GAUGGAUAAAGUGAAAUGCCGUUGGUAAAACGAUUAAGAGAACCAAAGCAUGAAAGACGUCCUUGGAGGAUAUGGUUUUUAGAUACUUCCAAGCAAGCCAUAGGGAUGUUGUUCAUCCAUUUUGCAAACGUCUACUUAUCAGAUCUUACUGAAGAAGACCCUUGUUCACUGUACCUUAUCAACUUCUUGUUAGAUGCCACAUUAGGAAUGCUGUUAAUCUAUGCAGGUAUACGUGCAGUCAGCACCAUUGUGGAAUGGCAGCAGUGGGAGUCCCUGCGCUUUGGUGAAUAUGGUGACCCACUGCAGUGCAGUGCUUGGAUGGGUCAGUGUGCUCUGUACAUAAUGAUUAUGACAUUUGAGAAGACCAUCAUCAUUAUAGUGCUUCUGAUACCUCAGUGGAAGGAGGUAGCUUUAUUGAAUCCUAUAGAGAACCCCCAGUUGGAGCUGGCUAUCGUCAUGUUGAUAGUUCCCUUCUUUGUUAAUGCAUUUAUCUUCUGGGUUGUAGAUAAUUUUCUUAUGAAGAAAGGGAAGACAAAAGCUAAACUUGAAGAAAAAGAAGCAGGACAAGAUUCAAGAAAUGGAAGUAAAGUCCGCUACAGGAGAGCAGCAUCACACGAAGAGUCAGAGUCAGAAAUCCUCAUCUCAGCAGACGAUGAGAUGGAGGAAUCGGACGUGGAGGAGGACCUGCGUAGACUGACCAACCUGAAGCCCGUUAAGAAGAAGAAGCAUCGUUUUGGUCUGCCAGGCAGCCCCCCUCCCACCCCAGCUGUCCGCUCCCAUCACAGCCGCGCUGCGAGUCCUGCAGUCACCGCCAGGAAUAACCCCGCGCGGCCUGAAUCAUCCGGGCACUGCUUUGGGAAGGUGACCCCACCCCUGACCUCACGCUGGAUGCUCUAUAUAAGUCUGGGAGAACGACGUGAUUUGCACGGCGCUGCGUUUAAGCACAGCUGGGCGGCAGGGAUCGGAGCCGCGGGAGCUGCAGUUAUGUCGCAGCCAGAGCCAGUGAAAAAGAAGCGUCCUCCAGUGAAGGAGGAAGAUCUCAAAGGAGCUAGAGGAAACCUUUCCAAAAACCAGGAAAUUAAGUCCAAAACCUACCAAGUCAUGAAGCAGUGUGAACAAAUGGGCACUGCAGCACCUUCCAUAUUCAGCCGCGCUCGGACGGGCGACGAAACGGUCUUUGAGAAGUCUAAAGAUGAGCCACCCAAAAGCGUCUUUGGUUGAGAGCUGAGCUGCACAACCUCACCAGGAUGAUUGUUGUGACAUUAUUCCAGAUUUCUACCCCUUGCACUAAGCUCACCAUAGCCAAGGGUACCCAAUUUCUACCUUAAGUCAUUAAAAAGGGAGUGGGUCAAUAUCAAAGCGUGCAACUUCCAUUUUAGUUUUUAUUACGGGCGUUCUUUCUAUGUGUUGAAUGGUGUUUGCUACAAUGGUUUAGUAAAUAAAAUGAUUGUUGGA